GCUUGUCUGAGAGCAGACGGCGAAGGGAGGUCUGUUCUAUCUUUUAACUCUUCAAGUGGCUUUUGUUACUUUGGGUUUGGGGUUAUGUCACGUUCUGGGGACGCGGUUUCGUGUGAGCGGGAAGACAAAGGAGGAGGGAAAAGGGGAGACGGGCUGGACAGGCCUGUAGGGCGAAGUUCAGGAAGGGCCGCCGCUGCUGCCGGUCCCCGUAGGCAUGUCCUCCCGGCACAGGCACCUAGGCAACGGCGCCGGCCCCGGGACGGAUGCCGUGACUCCUUCCUAUUUCAGACGGACCUACCCAGGGUAAAUAGCUGUGUGAAGAGUGAUGAGCAUGUCCUGGAGGAGCUGGAAACAGAAGGGGAGAGGCAGCUGAAAAGCCUCCUUCAGCAUCAACUUGAUACCAGUGUCUCCAUUGAGGAAUGUGUAUCUAAGAAAGAGAGCUUUGCUCCUGGUACUAUGUACAAGCCCUUUGGGAAGGAAGCAGCUGGGACUAUGACUUUGUCCCAGUUCCAGACACUGCAUGAGAAGGACCAGGAGACUGCUUCUCUCAGGGAACUAGGGCUUAGUGAGACAGAAAUCUUGAUUUGGAAGAGCCAUGUUUCAGGUGAAAAGAGGGCGAGACUUAGGGCAACCCCUGAAGCGAUACAGAACCGUCUUCAAGAUAUUGAGGAAAGAAUCUCAGAGCGUCAGCGCAUCCUUUGCCUGCCACAGAGAUUUGCAAAGAGCAAACAGCUGACCCGGCGAGAAAUGGAAAUAGAAAAUUCUUUAUUUCAGGGAGCUGAUCGUCACUCCUUCCUCAAGGCUCUUUAUUACCAAGCAUACCACAAAAAGACAAGUGCAGACAAGUACAUGACCUCAAUGAAGAGGAAGAUAAAAUUAGGCACAAAAGAUGAAUCCCAAAAGAAGAACAAAGGUGAUCCCAUGAACAACCUGGAAAAUUUUUACCAAGAGAUGAUAAUGAAAAAACGUCUUGAAGAGUUCCAACUAAUGAGAGGUGAACCCUUUGCUUCCCACUCACUGGUCUCAGCUACAUCAGUGGGAGAUAGUGGCACAGCUGAGAACCCGUCAUUACUCCAGGACAAGGGAAAACAGGCAGCACAGGGUAAAGGUCCCAGUCUCCAUGUGGCAAAAGUUAUUGAUAAUUCACCUGAGCAGUGUUGGACGGGGCCUAAGAAGCUGACGCAGCCAAUAGAAUUUGUCCCAGAAGAUGAGAUCCAGAGAAAUCGUUUGUCAGAGGAAGAGAUCCGAAAAAUUCCUAUGUUUUCUUCAUAUAAUCCAGGGGAGCCAAACAAGAGAAGAUGCAUCCAAGCAAGAAGUGACCGAGCCACCUUGACCAGAAGUCCUCUUGAUUUUUUAAAAAAUGUUCAUAUCAAAGGGAAUAAUCUUAGUAUGGAUCUUUCCUACUUGGUGUUAUACCUGAAGAACCUUAGCCCUCGGGUGACCGAAAGAGAUCUUGUCUCAUUAUUCGCUCGGUUCCAGGAGAAGAAAGGACCUCCAAUUCAAUUCCGAAUGAUGACUGGACGAAUGAGGGGGCAGGCUUUUAUCACUUUUCCCAAUACAGAAAUAGCAUGGCAAGCAUUGCGUCUAGUAAAUGGAUAUAAACUACGUGGGAAAAUAUUGGUGAUAGAAUUUGGAAAGAACAAAAAGCAGCAGUCAGAUCUCCAGGCUGCUUCUCUAAUAUCAUCUACUACAGAUAAUACUACAGAAAUCAGUGGCAGCUAGAAGACAUAAAGAUUGUGAGUCCCAGGAGGUCUUUCUUGCAUCAGAAUCUAAGAUCUAGGAUUUGUAUAUAGAUAGCAAUUUAUUUGGAAUUGAAGAAGAGAAGCUAACUGAGGGAGAGAAAACUGAAUUAAAAUCCCUUUCAGCUUUUGGAAAGAAUUGGUAGAAAACAUUUUCUAUAAUCAAACACUCUCUGGGAUAGACAAUAUAAUGAGUAUGGAGGAUAGGGAAUAAAGAGUAUCAUUUUCUCAGGAUAAAUUACAGUAGAUUACUUCCAAGGGUUUUUUUUUAAUCAUUAUAAUUUAUAUGAGGUCUUAAAUAUUUGUCCCUUGAGAUAACAUUCUUUCAAGACUGGCUCCUAUAUAUACAAAACUAAAAAAUGAAUUAAGUGUUGAAAUAUUUAUUUAUAGAGCCCAUUUGUCCCUAAAUUUAUUUUCCUAGUAAAUAAAUGACCAAGACUCCAGGCCUAAACAUCAGCAAAUGCUCUUGAAUGAGACCUAUCAGCAGUAACAGUAGGUAGUUUUCAUAAGUUAGUCAACAUAUUUAAUGGACAUUUCCCUAUUAAGUUAUCACUGUCUUCAAAUAGCUUUAUAUUUUUUCUAAUGAAAGAAUUUAGAUCAAAACAUUAAUGUUCUCAUAGUCAUUUAAGCUAGCUACCAUUGAGUAAUGAUUGAAUUAAAAGCAAUAAACAUUGAAUCAUUGUCUAUUACAUGUUAGAGAUUAGAUAUAUUAAUUUUAGAAGAGGAACAUACUAGCAAAGAAUAACUAAAGAGGGGUAGAAAUAAAGAGCUCUCUAGAAGAGAGACAGCCUACCCCAAAUCCCCCAGUUGUUUGUUUGUAGUUGCUGGAGAAUAGAAAGAUGAUAUGAUAUAGAGGAAGUAGUACAAACUUUGGAGUCAGACCUGUUUGAACUUCACAGCCAUACUUACCACUCUGUGACUUUGGCAAGUCACUUAAUCUGAGCCUCAGUUUUCUCAUCUAUAAAAAUGACGAUAAUAAUACUACUUACCUCAUUGGGUUGUGAUGUUUAAUGGGAUAAUUGUAUCCAGGUUGAAGAUCAGAAAGAAAAAAUAAUGAAAAUUUAAUGGGGUAAAGAACCAUUAAGCACUCCAACAUACUUGUAAUGGGAAUGUCAGAGAAAGAAAGGAGCAGAAAAAAUAUUCCAAUAAAUAAUGGCUGUAAAAUCCCAAAUUUGAUGAGAAACAUUAUCUACACAUCUGAGAAAUCUCAAUGAACCCCAAUUAGGAUAAAUAAGAAGAAAUCAACAAACAUACCAUAAUAAGAAUGCUAAAACCCAAAGACAAAGAGAAACUUUUGAAAGCAACAUGAGACAACUGAAGCAACUUACAAGGGAACCUCAAUAAGAGUAAUAGAUGACUUCUCAUCAGAAACAAUGGAGGUGGCAGUGGGAAAACAUAUUCAAAGUGCUGAAAGAAAAAGACUGUCAAUAUAGAAUCCUAUAUUCAAUAAAGCUGUUUUUCAAAAAUGAAGAUGAAAUAAAGACAUUCCCACAUAGUCAAAAACUGAGAGACUAUGUUGCUGUCAGGCCUGACUUACAGGAAAUGUUAAAGGAAGUUCUUCAGGUGGAAAGCAAGUGACCUCAGACGGUAAUUUGAAUCUACACAUCCAAAAAAUUAGCAUGGGUAAAGGUAAUUAUGUAAUUAUAAAAGACAGUCAAAAUACAUUUUUCCUUUCUUAAUU
Aethalodelphis obliquidens (Pacific white-sided dolphin) is the source of this 3420-nucleotide messenger RNA. It is a transcript of the gene RBM41, whose product is annotated as RNA binding motif protein 41. Lineage: Eukaryota; Metazoa; Chordata; Mammalia; Artiodactyla; Delphinidae. Gene Ontology annotation, molecular function: U12 snRNA binding; pre-mRNA intronic binding. The coding region runs from base 85 to 1722 and encodes 545 amino acids. Gene Ontology annotation, cellular component: U12-type spliceosomal complex. Gene Ontology annotation, biological process: mRNA splicing, via spliceosome. The transcript has 9 exons. The record is from RefSeq and is a predicted model, not a curated record.